Notodromas monacha is the source of this 155-nucleotide messenger RNA. NCBI's taxonomy places the organism in Eukaryota, Metazoa, Arthropoda, Ostracoda, Podocopida, Cyprididae. The record is from the annotation of a GenBank genome assembly.
AACGCGAAACACGGAUGCAAGCAGACGUGAUCCUCGAAAACAACCGCGAAGCCAGGAGACAAGAGUGGGAAAUGUUCUUGACGGAUUUGACGGAAAAAUGCAAAGCCGUCGACGAUUCUUUCGCUGAACGUGAAGAAGAACUUCGGAAGCAUUAC